AUGAUGGACAUAAUUAUCUACAAAUUAAUCGAAAAAAUUGCCGCUAAAUGGAGUCUAUAAGUUAACUUCAAUCUAGAGGUAAUUAAAAUAGAGAGAGAGUAGUGUGAUUAAUAUAUACAUUAACAUAAUAAAAUAUCAAAUCAUCGAAUGCAACUAUCAAGACAUUAAAAUAUUAGAAAAUUUUAUUUUAAAUCUCUUAAAAGUCUAGAAUAACUACCCAAAACUCUUAAAAUUAUGUUACAAGCAUAAUCAAUCUAUAAAACCUUAAAUAUUAAUAGUGAUUUAAGAAAGCGUUAUAUUAGUUUGAAUAACGAAGAGAGUUACUUAUAUAUUUGA
Molecule: messenger RNA, 336 nt
Organism: Paramecium octaurelia
Lineage: Eukaryota; Ciliophora; Oligohymenophorea; Peniculida; Parameciidae
Source: the annotation of a GenBank genome assembly